Molecule: messenger RNA, 4720 nt
Organism: Pimephales promelas (fathead minnow)
Lineage: Eukaryota; Metazoa; Chordata; Actinopteri; Cypriniformes; Leuciscidae
Gene: slc12a7b
Product: solute carrier family 12 member 7b
Biological process (GO): cell volume homeostasis; potassium ion import across plasma membrane; chemical synaptic transmission
Cellular component (GO): plasma membrane
Molecular function (GO): potassium:chloride symporter activity
Source: RefSeq, a predicted model, not a curated record
CCGGCUAUGAAUCACGGGCGUAAGCCGUCUGAUCCCUGAAGUUUAUCAGACACCGGACAGGUCCGACCCACGGACGACCAACAUGAGCGAGAGGUUCAGGGUCGUGCCGGUGGCCGCGCAUGAGAGCGCGUUUGGAGACGAAACGGACGGAGACACGGUGUUUGACGCCGCCGGUGUCUGUGAGGGCGAGCGCGCGGAGCGGCGGGGGUCGGUGCCCAUCCUUGAGUACAGCAGAGAACCCAACAAAUACGGUGAUGGAAACCCAAGGGAAAGCAGCCCGUUCAUCCAUAACACAGAUGAUUAUAAGGGAACUCUAUAUGAUGGGAAAAACAUGGCACUUUUUGAGGAGGAGAUGGACAGCAAUCCCAUGGUGUCGUCGCUGCUCAGCAAACUGGCCAACUACACGAACCUCACGCAGGGCGUCCGAGAGCACGAGGAGGCCGACGAGGACGAAGGGGCCAAGAAGAAAACAGUCAAGAGUCCACAGAUGGGCACGUUUAUCGGCGUCUACCUGCCCUGCCUGCAGAACAUCCUGGGAGUGAUUCUCUUCCUGCGAAUGACAUGGAUCGUGGGAACGGCGGGAAUCUUGGAGUCCUUUAUCAUUGUGUCCAUGUGCUGCUCGUGUACAAUGUUAACAGCCAUAUCAAUGAGUGCCAUUGCUACAAACGGUGUUGUUCCAGCUGGAGGCUCCUACUACAUGAUCUCUCGGUCUCUGGGCCCUGAGUUUGGGGGUGCGGUGGGACUGUGUUUCUAUCUGGGCACCACGUUCGCCGGGGCCAUGUACAUCCUCGGGACCAUCGAGAUCUUCCUGACCUACAUCGUGCCCAGCGCCGCCAUCUUUAAGGCAGAGGAGAAGGCGCUGGAGGCCGAGGCCAUGCUGAAUAACAUGCGUGUGUACGGCACGUGUUGUCUAACACUCAUGGCUGUGGUGGUGUUCGUCGGUGUGAAGUACGUCAACAAGCUGGCGCUGGUGUUCCUGGCCUGUGUGGUGCUGUCCAUCCUGUCCAUCUACGCUGGCGUCUUCAAAACCAUCUUUGAACCGCCCAUUUUUCCGGUCUGUCUGUUGGGCAACCGCACCCUGCAGAACCACGGCUUUGACAAGUGCAUGAAGACCGAAAUAAUAGACAACGAGACCGUGACCACGAGGCUCUGGGCGCUCUUCUGUGACGGGCCGGAGCUCAACGCCAGCUGCAACGAAUACUUCAGCCUCAAUAACGUCACCGUGAUCCAGGGCAUCCCCGGCCUCACCAGCGGAGCCAUUUCAGAGAACAUGUGGGGAACCUACGGUCCCGCUGGCAUGAUGGUGGAGAAGGACCUCCCGUCGGUGCCGGCGAUCGAUUCGUCUCAGGACAAGGACAUGCCGUAUGUGCUCAAUGACAUCACCACCUUCUUCACACUGCUGGUGGGAAUCUACUUCCCCUCGGUCACGGGAAUCAUGGCUGGAUCCAACAGAUCCGGGGAUCUGAGAGACGCUCAGAGGUCCAUUCCCAUCGGGACCAUCCUCGCCAUUGCAACCACCACCAUCAUCUAUCUGUCCUGCGUCGUGUUGUUCGGCGCCAGCAUCGACGGUGUGGUGCUCCGAGACAAGUUUGGAGACUCUGUGAAAGGGAACCUGGUGAUUGGCACGUUGUCCUGGCCCUCUCCCUGGGUGAUCGUGAUUGGCUCGUUCUUCUCCUGCUGUGGGGCGGGGCUUCAGAGUCUCACCGGCGCCCCCCGUCUGCUGCAGGCCAUCGCUCGAGACGGCAUCGUGCCCUUCCUCGAGGUGUUCGGUCACGGCAAGGCCAACGGAGAGCCGACGUGGGCUCUUCUCCUGACGGCUCUGAUCUGUGAAAGUGGGAUUCUCAUCGCUUCCCUCGACGCUGUGGCGCCCAUCCUCUCAAUGUUCUUUCUCAUGUGUUAUCUGUUCGUAAAUCUGGCCUGUGCACUUCAGACGCUCCUGAGGACGCCCAACUGGAGACCGCGCUUCAAAUUCUACCACUGGACUCUGUCGUUUCUCGGGAUGAGUUUGUGUCUGGCUCUGAUGUUCAUAUCCUCCUGGUACUACGCUCUGGUGGCCAUGCUCAUCGCUGGAUGCAUCUACAAAUACAUUGAAUACCGCGGGGCGGAGAAGGAGUGGGGCGACGGGAUCCGGGGUGUUUCCCUCAACGCGGCGCGCUUCGCUCUCAUCCGGUUAGAGGAGGCGCCGCCACACACCAAAAACUGGAGACCUCAGCUGCUGGUUCUCCUCAAUCUGGACACUGAGCUGUCGGUGAAACACCCUCGUCUGCUGUCCUUCACCACACAGCUGAAGGCUGGCAAAGGCCUGACCAUCGUCGCCUCGGUGCUGGAGGGAACCUACCUCACCAAAGACACUGAGGCCAAACAAGCAGAACAGAACAUCAAAUCAGCCAUGUCCGCAGAGAAGACGAAGGGCUUCUGUCAUGUGGUGGUGUCGUCGAACCAGCGCGACGGCAUCUCUCACCUGAUCCAGUCCGCCGGCCUCGGAGGAAUGAAACACAACUCUGUUCUGAUGGCCUGGCCCACGAAUUGGAGACAGUCCAACGACCCGCAGACCUGGAAGAACUUCAUAGAGACGGUCCGAGAGACGACUGCCGCCCAUCUGGCUCUUCUGGUGGCCAAAAACGUGGACAGUUUCCCUCAUCAGGAGCGUCUCAGUGAAGGAACCAUCGACGUGUGGUGGAUCGUUCACGACGGGGGUAUGCUGAUGCUCCUGCCCUUCCUCCUGCGACAGCACAAGGUGUGGAGGAAGUGUAAGAUGCGCAUCUUCACCGUGGCUCAGUUAGAUGAUAACAGCAUCCAGAUGAAGAAAGACCUGCAGAUGUUCCUCUAUCAUCUCCGUCUGAACGCCGAGGUGGAGGUGGUGGAGAUGCAUGACAGUGAUAUCUCCGCGUUCACCUACGAGAAGACCCUGGUGAUGGAGCAACGCUCUCAGAUGCUGAAGCAGAUGCAGCUCUCGAGGACGGAGCGCGAGCGAGAGAUUCAGAGCAUCACGGACGAAUCGCGUAGCUCUAUUCGGAGGAAGAACCACAGCGGAGCUCACGGCUCAGGCCUCAAUAACCAGAUCAGCCAACUAGAUGAGGAGAAACAGGAGGAGGCUCAGCUGAUCCACGACAGGAACACAGCGUCUCACGCGGCGCUAAACGACAAGGCCGACGCGGCGCCGGAGCGAGUCCACAUGACCUGGACCAAAGAGAAGUUCUUCACCGAACGCAACCGCAACCGAGAGCAGAACGCAACCAUGGCCGUGCGAGACCUCUUCAACAUGAAACCCGAAUGGGAGAGUCUGAACCAGUCGAACGUGCGCUGCAUGCACACAGCGGUCAAACUGAAUGAAGUGGUGGUCAACAAGUCUCAGGGGGCACAUCUGGUGCUCCUCAACAUGCCGGGCCCACCGAAGAACCGGGGCGGCGACGAAAACUACAUGGAGUUUAUGGAGGUUAUGAUGGAGGGUCUCAACCGGGUCCUGUUGGUGCGCGGCGGGGGUCGAGAGGUCAUCACCAUAUAUUCAUAAAGUGGAUUUCCACCGGCAGGAAUUCUGUCUAUUAUUUUUUCCCAGAGCAAAGCGGGGCGUCGUGAAAACCCAGGGGUUUUCCAGCUGCGUUUACGAGGAGACGGGACAUUUCUGAUCUCCUGAAGAACAGACUCAACGUGAAGCACAUACGAAAGCGGAGACACUUUAAUUUAUGCUCAUUGACUGUUUCCUCGUCUUCUUUUAUUUGUUCGUGCUAUGCUAGUUUUAUGUCCGUGUUGUGCGUCGUUCGCCUGUUAUUCCGGAUGUCGAAGGCUUUUCCCAGGAGCGUUUGGUAAUGCCUGUUUAAUAUCGAUUCAUUCAUCAAGUCCAUCUGCAUCUGCUUUAUUCGUUUGCGGACGUUCAGAUUGUCGCUUGAUACCCAAAAUAACAUCGAUGUUCAGAGCUGAUCCACAUCCAUGAUGGCUUUCGGAUAUCGAGGGGAUGAGUGUGUCAGAUGACAUUACCGACUUCAUGAUAUGAAAUGUGCAAUAACUUUUUUUUAUUUUUAUCAAGGCAUCACUGACCAAGGGUUCUGUAUUAUAAAUGUUGAAAUGUUUGAAGGAGAACAGCCAUGACGUUUAUUAUUGAGUACUGAGGUUUCGUUUCGGCAGUUUAAUCAGGAUGAUUUCGGCUGUAUUUGCACUUUUUAGUUUGUAUGAUAAUAGCAAAAAACAACCAGACAACCAGCACUGCAACAUCUUUAUCUCUCAGCAAUAAACAUGUUUUCUCAUAUAAGCUGGAACUAAAUUUGAAGCGUCUGUCUUGACGUUCGUGAACCAAACCCGUUCAGUUAGCCUCAGCCAUAGCAAUCUACUGUAUUCUCUUGUGAUGUCUGUCUGAAUGAGCUGGACAUAGAGAUAAUGGCUCGACCAAUGGAGUGGCAUUGGGGGCGGGGCUAUCUGUUUUUGACCAAUAGCAGACGUGAGGAGUAUUUUACUUCAACUUUACAAGGUUUAGGAACUAUUGUGUUUAGACUCGGACGGAUCACAGAGCAGUUUUACCAAGAUUUACAACAUUUUAUUUGUCCUGUUCUUUUUGUUCUUCUACACUGUGUUCUUACCAGGCGCCUCAUUGGUCCACAAUCACUGCAUAUUAAACAGCACAUGUGUCCUGAUUGGCUGUGAUUUUGUUGAACUUGGUUUGGACACGGUGUCACAUGAUGUACUGUAACACACUUCUGUUCGAAAGUUUGGGGUUAAUACUUAAUAA